ACUAGUUCUUCCUUACCCUUUUUCCCUUGAUUAUAAAAAUGGCUGAAUGCAAGAGCUCAGAGCUUCACAUAGCCAUGUUCCCAUGGUUUGCAACUGGCCAUAUGACCCCCUUUCUCCAUCUCUCUAAUGAGAUUGCUAAGAGAGGCCACAAAAUCACUUUCAUACUGCCCAAAAAAGCUCAAAUUCAGCUACAACAUUUAAAUCUUCAUCCAAAUUUCAUCACCUUUCAUCCCCUCACAAUCCCUCACGUUGAUGGCCUCCCACUUGGUGCAGAGACCGCCUCAGACAUAUCGAUAUCUUUGGUCCAUUUGCUUGCCAUUGCCAUGGAUCGCACACGUGAACAAGUUGAAAAUAUUUUCCGAGCUAAAACUCCAGAUAUGGUAUUCUAUGACAAUGCACAUUGGAUACCAGAAAUCACCAAACAGCUUGGAAUCAAAUCAAUUUGCUACAAUGUUGUUUCUGCUGCAUCGCUUGCAAUUGCUAUGGUUCCGACACGUAAUGUUCCCAAGGAUAGAGCCAUUACAAAGGAGGAAUUACAGCAACUACCAGUAGGCUACCCUUCAUCGACCAUAGUCCUUCGCAGCCAUGAAGUUGAUUCUUUAUCAUUCAUUUCUCUACCCUUUGGAGAUGGGAUAACAUUUUACGAUCGUGUCACAACCGCCAUGAAAGAAAGUGAUGUGAUAUCUAUUAGAACAUGCCAAGAAAUGGAAGGCCAAUUGUGUGACUAUGUGGGGAAUCAAUUCGGAAAGUCUGUGUUGUUAACAGGACCAGUGUUACCAGAGCCCUCUAAGAGUCCUUCGAAAGGCAUGUGGGCUACUUGGUUGGAUGGGUUUGAGCCUGGGUCAAUGGUGUUUUGUGCAUUUGGGUCUCAAAUCAUCCUUGAAAAGAAGCAAUUUCAAGAACUACUAUUAGGGUUUGAGUUAAUAGGGUUGCCAUUUCUAAUAGCCCUGAAACCGCCAAUGGAAUGUGCAACAGUUGAGGAGGCAUUGCCAAAUGGGUUCAAGGAAAGGGUUAAAGAGAGAGGAAGAGUUUUUGGGGGUUGGGUGGAACAACCAUUGAUACUGAGUCACCCAUCAGUUGGGUGCUUUGUGAGCCAUUGUGGGUUUGGAUCAAUGUGGGAGUCUUUGAUGAGUAACUGUCAAAUAGUGCUUGUGCCACAUCUUGGUGACCAAAUAUUGAAUACUAGGUUACUUGUUGAAGAGAUGAAGGUUGCUGUGGAGGUGGAGAGGGAAGAAUGUGGGUGGUUUUCAAGAAAGAGCUUAAGCAAGGCGAUCAAGUCUGUGAUGGAUAAAGAUAAUGAGGUGGGUAUUAUGGUGAAGAAGAACCAUGCAAAAUGGAAAGAGAUAUUAGCUAGCCCAGACUUCAUGAGUGGUUAUAUGGAUAAAUUUGUCCAAAACUUGCAAGAUCUUGUACUAGUAAAUAAAAAAGCAUAA
Molecule: messenger RNA, 1433 nt
Organism: Quercus robur (English oak)
Lineage: Eukaryota; Viridiplantae; Streptophyta; Magnoliopsida; Fagales; Fagaceae
Product: UDP-glycosyltransferase 79B6-like
Exons: 1
Coding region: 39-1433 (464 amino acids)
Molecular function (GO): UDP-glycosyltransferase activity
Source: RefSeq, a predicted model, not a curated record